Messenger RNA from Grus americana (Whooping crane), 1391 nucleotides. RefSeq names its product C-factor-like. The record is from RefSeq and is a predicted model, not a curated record. NCBI's taxonomy places the organism in Eukaryota, Metazoa, Chordata, Aves, Gruiformes, Gruidae. The transcript has 6 exons. The coding region runs from base 406 to 1185 and encodes 259 amino acids.
GCCUGCCUGACCUCAGGCGAAGGGAGGGACAGAGCCUGGUGUCCCACGAGGGAGGGUGGCGGUGGGAGGGGGCAUCUCGGUGCAGGAACUUGGCUAGCACCGGCGCGGAAAACCGAGCGGUUCAGGUUUGGCGGAGCAGGGAAGGUACAAAGAACGGCUCUCCAGACAUCCAACCUAGGGCAUUCCCUGCCUGGACAGGAUACUUGGCUCCCUCUGCGUCAUUCCGCUGCUGCCGGGAAAGGUGGAUGGUGGGUAUGGACCAGAGCCAAGAGCCUGGGACGCAGGCAGAGGAUUUCCUAGAGCCACGGGCUGAUGCAAGCCCUCGCGGGAAAAUGCGAGAUAACUGAACAGAGAAAGGUACUUGCAGAGUCAGGGUGAGAGCAGCGCAGCGGUGGACGGAGAGGCAUGGCAGGGCUUCGUGUCCACUCCGUUCUGGUGACUGGGGCCAACCGGGGAAUCGGCCUGGGGCUUGUCCGGCAUUUCCUGGGGAUGCCAAACCCACCCGAGUGGGUGUUUGCGGCUUGUCGGGACCCCAAGGGACAGCGAGCGCAGGAGUUACAGAAUUUGGCCUCCAAGCACCCCAACCUGGUCAUCGUCCCGCUCGAAGUGACCGACCCCGCCAGCAUCAAGGCGGCUGCAGCCAGAGUCGGGGAGCAGCUGGGGGGCUCGGGGCUGAACCUCCUCAUCAACAACGCUGGAAUUGCCAAGUUGAACUUGCUUGAUACCGAGACGCUGGAGGACAUGACCCAGGUUUACACCACCAACACAGUUGCACCCCUGCUGCUGGGCCAGGCAUUCCUGCCCCUGCUGAAGAAGGCUGCCGAGGGGAGCCCGGGCUCGGCACUGAGCUGCAGCAAGGCGGCCAUCGUCAACAUGUCCAGCUCUGGUGGGUCCAUCGCUUCUCCCUCUGGUUGGGAUCUGAUGCAAGUUGUCUCGUACCGCUGCAGCAAGGCUGCUCUGAACAUGCUGACCAAGUGCCAGUCCCUGGGCUACCGGGAGCACGGCGUCCUCUGCGUUGCUCUGCACCCCGGCUGGGUGCAAACUGACAUGGGGGGCUCAGCCGGAUACACGCCCCCCGUGACAGUGGACGCCAGCGUGCGAGGGAUGCUGAAGGUGCUCUCCUCCCUCUCCGAGAAGGACACUGGCACCUUCCUGGACUGGGAAGGGAAGGUCGUGCCCUGGUGAGAAGCCGGCCCGGCCUGCUGGCAGCAGGGCCCCGUGCCACUGCUCCCUCCUGCCCUGCGUCCUCAAUAAACCCCUGCCGAGAGCCACCAGCUCCGCUCUGCGGCCCCGCUCCUUGUCCCAGGCUGCGGCGGUGCCUGUGGCCGUCGCUGGGGUCCCCACGAGUGACGGCCCGUGGGACCCAUGGCACCAUGGCCACCGCCUGGAGA